Chironomus riparius is the source of this 1380-nucleotide messenger RNA. The record is from the annotation of a GenBank genome assembly. Lineage: Eukaryota; Metazoa; Arthropoda; Insecta; Diptera; Chironomidae.
AUGAGCGACAAGGUCAAAAUUUACAGAGAAACUCUGAAACUGCCAGAAAAUGCUGAAAAUCGAAAAAACUAUUUGAAAAAUCAGCGUAAUUAUAAUAAAAAAUAUAUUAUGAAGCAAAAGUCAGAUCCAGAAAAGGCUAAGUCAUUCAAAUCUAAAAGAAAUGAGCAGCUGCGACGGUGUAGAAUUCGUAAAAAGCAGGAGAAACAAAAAAGAGAAGUUGACGGCGGUUUUAUUAGCAAAGUAGCCAAAUCUAGAGCACUUACAAAAGCUGAAAUGGCUCUUCCUAAGUCAUUAGAUAAAAAAAUGAUUAUUUUAAAGGAACUAAAUGCUCGUUAUAUUGGUGAACCCAUUCCAGAAACGAAGACGCAGCAUAAUAGACUUGGAACCAAAGAGACUGAGGUACUAGCUAUAAAUUUUUUAAGUUCUGAUAUUGUUUCUCGCCAAUUACCAGGAAUUAAAGAUUAUAUUAUAGUGAAAACUGCAGGCUCAAAGACAAAAAUUCAAAAAAGGAUCAUGACAAUGCCAUUGAAAGAAGCUUAUGACGAAUUCAAGAAAGAAUAUACUUCGCAAAAAAUGAGUUUUUCGAAAUUUGCACGAAUGAGACCUGAUCACGUUGUUCUUUUUUCUCAGUCAAAACAGAUUUCAUGCCUAUGUAUUUACUGCACUAAUUUAGAUUUCAUAGUUAUUAGUCUACUUCCAUUUUUUACUUGUCCUGUUAGUUUGAAAGAACUUAUGUGUAAAAUAAGCUGUCAUGUUGAGAACUUCGAUUGUGCCUCUGGAUUGUGCACAGAAUGUUUAAAUGUUUCAAGUGUGGUCAUGGAUUUGUUGAAGCCUAAUAUUUUAGAUCACUUGGUCAACUAUCAGCAAUGGGAGACUGUUGAUAAAGUUGUUCAAAAAGUGACACAUGCUCUCAUCAUAAACGAUCUUAUCUUAUUACUUGAGGAAAAAAUGCAAAAAUUUAAAAUGCAUUAUUUUCUAGUGAAAAUUCAGCUUGCAUUAUUCCGCGAUUUAAAACAGAACCUUGACAACAAUAGUGCUUGCCUGAUUGUUGAUUAUGCAGAAAAUUAUAACUGUAGAAGUCAAGACGAAAUCUCUUCAGCUUAUUUUGGUCGUCGUCAAAUUAGUCUCUUUACAUCAGUAGUUUAUGUUGGUAAUGAAGAUCCUAUUAGCAUAGUAAUUGCUAAUGACUGUAUUUCACAUAAUAAGGAACAAGUCUGGUUCUAUAUCAAAUUUAUUGUUGAUUUCAUUCAAAGCUUAUUUGAUGAUAUUAGAACUGUUAAUGUGUUUUCUGAUGGUGCUUGCUCACAAUUUAAGAAUCGCUUUAACAUUUCUAACAUAAUGUUUGCUAAAGAAGAUUUUAAUGUUGUGGAUAUGAAAUAG